AUGAGCGGCGCCGCGAGCUUAGAUCGCUCGAGCGGGUCGUUUCGACACUCGGAGCGAUACGCGGCGACGGCGGCGAGGUACUCGCGCGCGCUCGAGCGCGAACGCGACGCGGACGAGACGGCGACGAGCGGACGAGGAGGCGACGGCGGCGAACGAGAGCGACUGUUGGACGCGCCGGAGUACUUGGAGCGACAGAGACGAAGGAACGAUUCGUUCCGGCGUGGAUGCGGGAGGGCGCUCGCGAUUGCGCUCGCGUUGGCGGCGUUCGCGGGCGUGGCGACGUUCGGGUUUCAGUACUUUAGCAAGUAUAAACACGACAACGACGCGGCGUCGACGACGCCGGGGCCGAGUUUGGUGAGAGGCAACGCCACGACCGCGGCGCGCGCACCGGCGCCGGCGCCGCGGGUGCAGGCGCCGCC
Messenger RNA from Ostreococcus tauri, 419 nucleotides. Its product is annotated as unnamed product. The transcript has a single exon. NCBI's taxonomy places the organism in Eukaryota, Viridiplantae, Chlorophyta, Mamiellophyceae, Mamiellales, Bathycoccaceae. The annotation marks the transcript as partial. The record is from RefSeq and is a predicted model, not a curated record.